CCACGGACGAGUGAGCCCAACUCCCGCCACAAGUUAGAACGGAGGUGACGCCGUCCCAGCAGGCUUUGAGAGCGCUCCGCCCACACCAAACCAUAGAGAGGAGGCCCCUCGCCCCCAGGCGCCCGGGGCUUCUCUAGCCGCCGGAGGACUCGUCUCGCUGGUGUGCACGGUGGGCUGACGGCGAGCUUCGCCACGAGUUUCGGACCCCGCGUACUUCAUUCACCUUGACGUCUGUCAUUAGAGUGCUGAGACCAGAAGUCUUCAGGGCUGAAUUGAAAGAGGAACAAAGGCCUCUGAACAGUCUUUGGACGCCUCUCUAAGUAUAUCCAGUGGUGGGUAAGCAGCUAAUGAACAUCGAUCCCAACAGAACUAAUUGAUCAUGUGAAUCAAUUAAGCUAUUGAAUCCGAUUUCGUAGUUGAAGCAUCAUCCUCUGGUAAAGACUGUGUGCAUAUAAGAAGAGGAUGGCCUUUCAGUUCAACUUCAGCGUAGAAGAAGAUCUGGAAAAUAAAUUAACACCCCUUGGAGAUGGAACUUUGAGCCUGGAUUCACCAAAGGAACCAUCAGUCUCAAAAAGCCAAAAAGGAAAGCGGGACAAAAAGCGUUCUGCAGAACCGUCAGAGUUUCUUCCGGGUCGCUUGUCUUCCGCUGUCUCUGAAGACACUGGCCACCUACUCAGUGCAGCUGACCGGUCAGCUGACCCAGAAGCAUGUGAAAAACAGCCCUUCUUGAGAGUUGCUAGAGAACAUGCUAUGCCUGAAGAUUUAAAUCAGGUCUUAGAAAAUAAAGCCAUGGAAAUGUUGCCAAGUACCCAGCAUGUUAACAUAGCAAUAGUGAAAACCAUCUUGUUGAAAGGAAAGUUCCCGGGAGAAAACAUAGUUUCAAAAAGCUUUUCUUCUCAUUCUGAUCUGAUCCCAGGUGUUUAUGAAGGAGGCUUAAAAAUCUGGGAGUGUACCUUCGAUCUCUUGACUUAUUUCACAAAGGCAAAAGUGAAAUUUGCUGGGCAAAAAGUUCUGGAUCUUGGCUGUGGAUCAGGGUUACUUGGAAUAGCUGCAUCCAAAGGAAGAGCUAGAGAAGUUCAUUUUCAAGAUUAUAACAGUUUGGUGAUGGAUGAAGUGACCUUACCUAAUGUAGUUGCUAACUUCCCUGUGCAAGAUGAGGGUAAUGAUGUAAAUGAGCCAGAUGGGAAAAGACAAAGAGAGUCAAAAGUAGCCCAAGAAAUAAGUAAGUGUCGGUUUUUCUCUGGGGAGUGGUCUGAGUUUUGUAAGCUUGUAUUAAGUGAAAAACUGUUUGCGAAAUAUGACCUCAUUCUCACUUCUGAAACCAUUUAUAAUCCAGAUUAUUACAGCACUUUGCAUGAAACACUCCUCAGACUGUUGAGUAGGAAUGGCCGGGUACUUCUGGCCAGCAAAGCACAUUAUUUUGGUGUUGGUGGUGGUGUUCAUCUCUUUCAGAAGUUUGUAGAAGAAAGGGAUGUAUUUAAGACUAAAACACUUGAAAUAAUUGAUGAAGGUCUCAAGAGGUUCCUAAUUGAAAUGACUUUUAAAUACCCCAGUUAAUAUGCACUGGGCGGCCUAAUGGAAUAAACAGAAUAACCCAGAACUUAUGACUGUUUAAUUUCUUUUUAUUAUUUUUUCUAAAAUGAUGGUGUUUGUAUGGUUCUGCUUAUUAAAAUAAUAAGUCAAGUAAA
Onychomys torridus (southern grasshopper mouse) is the source of this 1688-nucleotide messenger RNA. RefSeq names its product methyltransferase like 18 (gene Mettl18). The coding region runs from base 463 to 1557 and encodes 364 amino acids. Gene Ontology annotation, biological process: peptidyl-histidine methylation, to form tele-methylhistidine. The transcript has 2 exons. The record is from RefSeq and is a predicted model, not a curated record. Gene Ontology annotation, molecular function: protein-L-histidine N-tele-methyltransferase activity. NCBI's taxonomy places the organism in Eukaryota, Metazoa, Chordata, Mammalia, Rodentia, Cricetidae.